AUGAAGUCAAAGUACGAGGCCCUGUUCGACAACGAGGCGAGUAGCUCGCGCCAGUUCACCAAUCAGAUUAAUGGGGAGUCUCACCGGAAUGAAGAGAACACAGUGUCUCCGAACAAUAGCCUGAACAACAUAUAUGGAAAAAUAGUUAAAAUAAGGAAAGAGCUAGAAAAAUCAUACAAUUUAUUUUAUUCAUACAAUUUAAUUGUGUCCACCGAAGGGGAAGGCAACAUAAACCCAGGAAGAAAUUACGCAGAUGUGUAUCAACGAAAUGACGCUUUGAAGAUAAACGCAAAUGCGAAAAAUAAUUUAACUCUAAACAAAAUAAACGCGCUCACAAAUUCCUUUUUUAUGAAUGUUGAAACGUUGAGAAAUACAUACUCUUUUCUUGGCACAAAUAAUAUGAACGGUCAGGCAAUAAUGAGGGGUGAUGAAAACGUUAUAUGGGAGAGAAGGAUUGAAACGUUAACGAAUGAAGCCAACUCGUACAUCAAAACACUUGACGGAAUUUACAAAACGAAUUUGAGCAAUACGGAAAGGAACGCCCGUAAUGCAUAUAACGAGCGGGAUGGUUUAAUGGGCAACAGUUUGCACAGAGACGGGAAGAAGGCGAAAAAGAAAAUGGCUGCUGACACGGCUAUCGGUUAUCUACACAAUGAGAGGGAAAUACUUAAGGAGGUGGAAAACAAUCUGAAGGUCUUUCACAUCCAGGGAAUGAGUACAUUAGAAUUAAUUAGGAAACAGAACAAAUUUUUGAAAAAUGUUCGUAAGAAAGUAAUUGAUAUUUACAACUACGUUGGCUUGUCGUCUUCCCUCACCGACACCAUCAAGAAGACGCACAAGCAGAAUUUGAUCAUCGUCAUCGUGGGUAUGGUUCUGUCCCUGCUCUUUUUUUACGUACUCUACAAAUAUGUCCGGGGCUGA
Plasmodium knowlesi strain H is the source of this 921-nucleotide messenger RNA. RefSeq names its product protein transport protein BOS1, putative. Gene Ontology annotation, cellular component: SNARE complex; late endosome membrane; ER to Golgi transport vesicle membrane. Bases 1 to 921 code for a protein of 306 amino acids. The record is from RefSeq and is a predicted model, not a curated record. Gene Ontology annotation, molecular function: SNARE binding; SNAP receptor activity. NCBI's taxonomy places the organism in Eukaryota, Apicomplexa, Aconoidasida, Haemosporida, Plasmodiidae. The transcript has a single exon. Gene Ontology annotation, biological process: vesicle fusion.